AUGUCCGAAUUACCAGCCUUUUCUCAGCUCUUUCGCCUCGACGGCAAGAUUGCCGUUGUUACUGGUGGUUCUCGAGGUCUUGGUCUACACACAGCCACGGCAUUCCUACUAGCAGGGGCAAAGAAAGUCAUCCUCGUUUCACGAAAAGCUGAAGGGCCGCUGGGUCUCAAUCAAGCGGUGGAGAAACUAAAUUCGUUAGAUGGCAUUUCGGGCACCGCUGUUGGCUAUGCUGCGGACUUGUCCAAACUCUCGGAAAUUGAAAGACUGGUUGGGUUACUCCGAUCAGAAGAAAGUAUAGACAUUCUGGUCGCGAAUGCUGCCGCGACAUGGGGAGGUCCGUUCGAGCCGACCCCCGACUGGGCCGUCUCGAAGGUGUUGGAUUUGAAUGUCAGGAGCAUUUUCAAUCUCGCUCGACUCCUCACUCCUCUCCUGGAACGGGCCGGUACUCGUGAAUCGCCCUCCCGGAUCAUCAUUGUUGGCGCGAUUGCAGGCAUGUCUGUGCCGGUCAUAGGCGACCAUGGAACUAUUAUGUACGGAGUCUCCAAGGCUGCAGCACACCAUUUAGCAACGAAUCUCGCCGUCGAAUUGGGGCCUCGCAACAUCUGUUCGAAUACAGUAGCCCCUGGAUUUUUCCCAUCGAAACUGGCCAACGGAUUGAUUGAUAUCCUCGGCGGCACGGAGUCAAUGACUGCCGCGAACCCGAGAAGGCGAAUUGGGGUUCCGGAUGACAUUGCUGGUGUUAUGGUGUACCUAUGUAGUCCUGCGGGGUCUUACGUGAACGGUGCCAUUAUUCCAGUAGACGGGGGAAAUCAUUUGCAGUCUGGGCAGUUCUCGAGGCUUUAG
Messenger RNA from Penicillium maclennaniae, 843 nucleotides. RefSeq lists its product as uncharacterized. Bases 1 to 843 code for a protein of 280 amino acids. Lineage: Eukaryota; Fungi; Ascomycota; Eurotiomycetes; Eurotiales; Aspergillaceae. The record is from RefSeq and is a predicted model, not a curated record. The transcript is spliced from 3 exons.